AUAUAGAGAGCAGGAUCCAUCAUCCGUCAAUUUUGACUAGUCAGUUCAGUCAUGUGCACAUAGAAGAGUGGUGCAUUGAAUUGGAUGUUUGAAGAGGAAAGGCGUAAGAGUGAGAUCCGCAGAGCAGAGCAGUCCUAUGGAGGGUGGAGGAGGAGGCGGAGCAGUGUCGGAUAAACCAGAAGGAGGAGCGUCCUACACUUAUUGGGUGAGGGACGUUAGGGAGGAUGCGGCACCGCUCCCGGUUCCUCGCAAGCUCACCCCCGACGAUAUUCUCAACUCUCAGCCCGCCACCCUCGGCUCCGUUUGGAAUUCGGCUGGAACUUGGGAGGAGAAAAACCUUAAUAAGUGGGCAGCUGAUAGAAUCAAGGAGUUACUUGUAUCGGCGGGGUCCUUGGAGUUCCCUGGUGGCAAAGCACAGAUAUCAGAUGUGUCGAAAUGUGUAGGAGAUGCAUUCUUGGUGACUGUACGAAGCAAGAAACGAGUUGGCUACACCUAUGAGUUAACAUUGAAAGUCAAAGGGGAGUGGACAAUCAAAGAGGAGAAGAAGAUGGUCAAGGGCCAUAUAGAUAUACCGGAGUUCUCUUUUGGUGAGCUGGAUGACUUGCAGAUGGAAGUUAGAUUGAGUGAAGAGAAGGAUCUUUUGCAACAAGAGAAGUCACGGGUUUGCCAGGAUUUGAAGCUAUUUCUGCAGCCUAUUCGUGAAAAAUUGCUUCAGUUUGAACAAGAACUCAAAGAUAGAUAGAUAGAAGAGGACAACAUUGCUUUUGUCUACGACAAAAGCCAUGGUUUUAUUGCAGUUAUUAAACUCUGGUCGUAUUUUUUUUUAAUCUCCGAUUGGAAGCUACUGUUUCGAAUACGUGUAAUUGAACAUGAGACUCGUAAGAGUUUCAACUGUCAUGCUUUUCCAGUGAUGCUUUUGUUUGUACUGUUAAGAUAUCACUAGGACUUGGUGAUAAACUUUUGUUUGCCGUACGUGUUACAGUUGAUUUUGGCAUUGUGUAGCUA
Messenger RNA from Corylus avellana, 1005 nucleotides. RefSeq names its product chaperone binding / ATPase activator. Gene Ontology annotation, biological process: protein folding; positive regulation of ATP-dependent activity. NCBI's taxonomy places the organism in Eukaryota, Viridiplantae, Streptophyta, Magnoliopsida, Fagales, Betulaceae. The record is from RefSeq and is a predicted model, not a curated record. Gene Ontology annotation, cellular component: cytosol. Gene Ontology annotation, molecular function: ATPase activator activity; protein-folding chaperone binding.